This is a messenger RNA of Mucor velutinosus, 609 nucleotides long. RefSeq lists its product as uncharacterized. The coding region runs from base 1 to 609 and encodes 202 amino acids. The transcript is spliced from 2 exons. The record is from RefSeq and is a predicted model, not a curated record. Lineage: Eukaryota; Fungi; Mucoromycota; Mucoromycetes; Mucorales; Mucoraceae.
AUGACAGCUGUCUGUGGUAUUUGUGUCUCCAAUGCUGUGGAAGAAAAUUGCUACAUCUUCAUGCCUGGAUGUGGACAUGUAUUUGAUAGAGCUUGCUUGGGUGUUGAGUAUACGUGUCCCAAAUGCAAAAGCAACUACCUGCUUCCUUCGCCCUGUAGACCAUUUCAACUUGCUGGCAGCGCGAGUUUUAUCGAACACAAAGAGCUCCAUAAGCAUCUCAUGCAUGCAAACUGUACCAUCACUCAACUGAAAGAUGAGCUAGAAAAGACCUACGAGGACUUGAGCGUAGAACAACGCAGCAGAAAAAAGAGCAGCGAGUCCCCCAUUGACCUCAAUCAGCAACUAGUCGCAUUACAAGAAAAGUAUAACAACUUGAAUUCCAACGAAAUAGGUCGCUUGGCUGUUGCUGCGAUAUCUGAGGAGGAAGCAUUUAUUACCGUUGAUCUAGGAUCAUCUGAUAUCCAAGCUACAUCAAGACCUAGGAAUCCAGUGCCAGCAAAAGAACCUGCCAAAAUAUGCGAAGAAAACAUUGCGUACCUGCAAUUACAAGACGACAAAAUCAAAGCUGCUCGUUCAUUACAAUGCUCGAAUUCAGGAACUGGAAGCUAA